AUGUAGAAUUUUGGAUAAAACAACUAUGAUGAUUAAAAUAUAAUGGCAGCUAACUCGAUGAAAAAAAAGGGAACCGAAGCUUAGUCAAUUAAUAUUGUUCCUGGUUACAAAAAUUUUGUUUUAGAUGAAAAUAAUGCAGCAUAUGAUUCGAUAGCAGAUAUGUUUACAAAAGAAGAAAUUGAAUAAGCAUUUAAAAUUAUAGAUUAUAGAAAUACUGGUCAAAUUACUUCCGAGUAGCUGACAUUUUUCCUUGAAUCUAUUGGUGAAUAAGCUAAGCCAGAGGAAAUAGAAGAAAUGAUUAAAAUGUGUGAUUAAGAAGGAUUCGGAUAUGUUACUAAAGAAGAAUUUAUUAAGUUAGCAAGUGGAUAAAGUUUAGCUCCUAUAGGGUAAGCAUUUCCCCCAACAGAAGAAAUGCUUAAAAAGAAAGAACUCAUAGAAAACCUAAAUUUAGAAGAGUAUUAAAACCAAAAAAAUAAGAUGAUGAGCAUGAAUAUGCAGAAUGCAUAAGGAAAUAAAGCAAAAAAGAAUAACUAAUAAAGUACAUUAAAUUUCACUCAGAUAAACGAUUAAACAACUCUCGGAUAAUCAAAAAUAGAUACAACAAAAUAAGUCAUAAAAAAUGUAAAUGCUGACAUUGAAUAAAAUUAGAAAUUAAAAACUUCUAAUUUGAACGCAACAUCAAACCUUGCUCUUAAUACAACAUCCGCACUAAAUAAAACUAGUGCAUAAUCUAAUACUUCAUAUUCCUUAUAGCUCUAACCUAAAAAAGAUCUUUAAAAUAAGCUAAAAGUAUUUACAAAGUGGUAGAAAGAUAAUAAAAUCAAUCCUGAAAGAUUACUGCAGUAUACAAAACUUAUUAAUGAAAUAUAAAAAAAUUACCCAGAUGAAGAGGAAAUUGAAGAAGAGUUCAUCAAAGAAUACAGAGAAUUCUUAAAAUUCCUAGGUCUACAGGAUUCUCCAUAAAAUCAAGAAAUAUUUAAAUUAGCUCAAACCAUUAUUCCUGAUGCUAAUCCUCAAAAAAUAAAUAUUUAUCUCUUUUUAUUUGUUUUAAUUACUAGCUAAGAUAUCAACUCUAGUGGUAAAUAUGGUUUAGCGUUCCAGAUGAUUGGAAAAGAAAUCAUAACUUUUGAAGAUCUAAUAUUAAUUGAAAAAAGACUAACAUUGCAAGAAAAUGUAUCAGAAGAUAAAAUAAGAACUAAAUUCGUAAAUCAUAAAAAUAAAAAAGAAUAUAAAUCUAAAACCUAUGGUACUGAGGAAAUGGAUAGACAGUUUUUCUUAGACUUAGUUACUAGCUAUCCAACAUGCUUUUAAGUUUGA
Molecule: messenger RNA, 1317 nt
Organism: Tetrahymena thermophila SB210
Lineage: Eukaryota; Ciliophora; Oligohymenophorea; Hymenostomatida; Tetrahymenidae
Product: EF hand protein
Exons: 4
Molecular function (GO): calcium ion binding
Source: RefSeq, a predicted model, not a curated record